UUCUCCGAAAAGAUACGGCUGCCCUUCUGGUUGGAGCCGUUAUGGAUCACGCUGUUUCGUCGUUCAGCCACUUUCAAGGACCAUGGCUGAUGCUGAGCGCUACUGCGGCUAUUUUGGCGGAAACCUGGCUUCAGUUCACAGCCUCUGGGAAUACAAUUUCCUCAGGCAUCUGAUGUACCAGAGGUUUCACAGAACUGUUCGUUUUUGGAUCGGGCUGUUUGAUGCAAUUCAGGAGAGAAGUUGGAUGUGGACUGAUGGAUCGAGGGUUCGCUUCACGUACUGGAGUAGGGGGGAGCCUAACAACAGAAGGAAUGAAGACUGCACCGAGGGGAACUGGAAAGGACGCUACUGGAAUGAUGUACGUUGUCACUACAGGAGGCCUUAUGUUUGUGCCAGGAGAAUUUGAUGGCUCCUGUUAUCUUCCAUCACAUUAACCAGCACAAUAUGAUGUUUUCACUUUCUCUUUGAUGGCAUGAAAUUCUAAUGAACUUGCUUAUAAUGAUUCACUUCCAAACCAUGAGUAUCAUCAGUAAAUACUGAUAUCACUCUCCUGAUUAUUCAUUCUGAAUAUCAUGUCAUAAUCACUGAAUGAUUGAGAAAUCAAAACAUAAUUAUUUCUUAUGAUUUUUUUUCCAUUAACUGUCAUAUAUUAACACAAUAUGGGUGAGUAGAAAUAAUCGUGAAACAAACUACACUGCAUUAAAAAUAAUCAAAUAGCAUACUGUGUUCCUGGUGUGUAAUCUUUCUCCAUUUUUCUGAGUUUGUGAAAAUAAUCAUA
Centropristis striata (black sea bass) is the source of this 778-nucleotide messenger RNA. RefSeq names its product galactose-specific lectin nattectin-like. NCBI's taxonomy places the organism in Eukaryota, Metazoa, Chordata, Actinopteri, Perciformes, Serranidae. Bases 83 to 406 code for a protein of 107 amino acids. Gene Ontology annotation, molecular function: signaling receptor activity. The transcript has 5 exons. The record is from RefSeq and is a predicted model, not a curated record.